Messenger RNA from Rhodamnia argentea, 1013 nucleotides. Its product is annotated as cytochrome b6-f complex subunit 4. Gene Ontology annotation, biological process: mitochondrial electron transport, ubiquinol to cytochrome c; photosynthetic electron transport chain. The coding region runs from base 72 to 554 and encodes 160 amino acids. The transcript has 2 exons. Gene Ontology annotation, cellular component: thylakoid membrane. The record is from RefSeq and is a predicted model, not a curated record. Lineage: Eukaryota; Viridiplantae; Streptophyta; Magnoliopsida; Myrtales; Myrtaceae.
CAACUAUACAAUCGAGUAUUCUUUAUUUGACACGAAUAGUUGAAGGGAAUUCUCCGAAGAGAAAAUGGAUUAUGGGAGUAACAAAAAAACCUGACUUAAAUGAUCCUGUAUUAAGAGCUAAAUUGGCUAAAGGGAUGGGUCAUAAUUAUUACGGAGAACCCGCAUGGCCCAACGAUCUUUUAUAUAUUUUUCCAGUAGUAAUCUUAGGUACUAUUGCGUGUAACGUAGGCUUAGCGGUUCUAGAACCAUCAAUGAUUGGUGAACCCGCGGAUCCAUUUGCAACUCCUUUGGAAAUAUUACCCGAAUGGUAUUUCUUUCCCGUAUUUCAAAUACUUCGUACAGUACCUAAUAAGUUAUUGGGUGUUCUUUUAAUGGUUUCAGUACCUGCGGGAUUAUUAACAGUACCUUUUUUGGAGAAUGUUAAUAAAUUUCAAAAUCCAUUUCGUCGUCCCGUAGCGACAACUGUCUUUUUGAUUGGUACCGUAGUGGCCCUUUGGUUGGGUAUUGGAGCAACAUUACCUAUUGAUAAAUCCCUAACUUUAGGUCUUUUUUAAAUUGAUUAAAUUUUGUUGUGAAAUAAAAUAUCACGACUUAUGUAUCUAGGGAAUAGUCGCUUCAAAGUGAAUUUUCCCUAGAUACAUCUAUUCAAUUAAAUUCUGGAUUUAUUCCGAAUAUAUAAAUUCUGCUAAAGUUGAAAUAAAAGCCCAUUUUUUUUUUUAUAAAAGAAACUAAAGAAAAAAGACGAUUUCCAAUUUAUUCUUCGGUAAAUGGGUUGUGAAAUGCUUUUUCUAUUUCUAGACUGUCCAAUAUCUGUUUUACAUCUUCUAUGCGAAAAUAUUCCAUUUUCAUAAGGUCUUCUUGACUCUUAUUCAAAAGGUCAAAUAAUGUAUGUAUAUUGUACCUUUUGAGGCAAUUAUAGGUCCUGGGAGGCAAUUCUAAUUGGUCAAUAAAAAUAGAUUUCAAUUCUAUUUUUUUUUUCGUUUUCCUUAGCUUAGCCAAUCUAUCAUGAAAAG